Messenger RNA from Odocoileus virginianus texanus, 3885 nucleotides. The record is from RefSeq and is a predicted model, not a curated record. NCBI's taxonomy places the organism in Eukaryota, Metazoa, Chordata, Mammalia, Artiodactyla, Cervidae.
CCUCCCCCUCCCCUUCCGCUUCCCAAUGCGGCACCUCGAGAGUGGAGGGAGGGGUCGCAGCAGUUAAACCCCCCACUUCGGGGGUCAGUUCCCGUGGGGCCUCGCAAUGAUCCAGGCGGCUCCCCAACAAGAUGAACCGUAGGAGAGCCCAGAGCAGCCCUCGCGAGUUUAAAUUAUAAGACCUAAUUAUGAGUGAUCAAAUCAAAUUCAUCGUGGACAAUCUCAAUAAGGAACCUUUUAGGAAGAACUAUAAUUUAAUCACAUUUGAUUCCCUGGAGCCAAUGCAACUAUUACAAGUUCUCAAUGAUGUUCUGGCUGAGAUUGACCAAAAGCAAGUUGUUGAUAUCAGAGAGGAGAUGCCAGAGCAAACAGCCAAAAGGAUGUUGAGCCUUCUUGGUAUCCUUAAAUACAAACCUCCAGGAAAUGCUACAGACAUGAGUACCUUUCGUCAGGGUCUGGUGAUUGGAAGUAAACCUGUAAUUUACCCAGUGCUCCACUGGCUUCUUCAGAGAACUAAUGAACUGAAGAAAAGAGCAUAUUUAGCUCGUUUUUUAAUAAAACUUGAGGUACCAAGUGAGUUUCUCCAGGAUGAAACCGUGGCUGAUACCAAUAAACAGUAUGAAGAUUUGAUGGAAGCCUUUAAAACUUUGCAUAAAGAAUGUGAGCAGCUCAAGACAUCUGGAUUUUCUACAGCAGAAAUAAGAAGGGAUAUCAGUGCAAUGGAGGAAGAAAAGGAUCAGCUUAUUAAGAGAGUUGAACGUUUGAAGAAAAGGGUGGAGACAGUUCAGAAUCAUCAGAGGAUGCUGAAAAUAGCAAGGCAACUUCGAGUUGAGAAAGAGAGAGAAGAAUUUCUUGCACAACAGAAACAGGAACAAAAAAAUCAGCUAUUUCAUGCAGUGCAGAGACUGCAAAGAAUACAAAACCAGCUGAAAAGUAUGCGACAUGCUGCAGCAGAUGCGACACCUGAAAGUUUAAUGAAGAGGCUAGAGGAGGAGAUAAAGUUUAAUUCAUAUAUGGUAACUGAAAAAUUUCCUAAAGAAUUAGAGAACAAGAAAAAAGAAUUGCAUUUUUUACAAAAAGUGGUUUCAGAGCCUGCUAUGGGCCAUUCUGAUCUUCUUGAACUUGAAUCUAAAAUAAGUGAAAUAAACACACAGAUCAAUCAGCUGAUUGAAAAGAAAAUGAUGAGAAAUGAACCAAUUGAAGGCAAACUGUCACUAUAUAGGCAACAGGCAUCUAUCAUUUCUCGUAAAAAAGAAGCCAAAGCUGAAGAACUUCAGGAAGCAAAGGAAAAGUUAGCCAACCUAGAGAGAGAAGUGUCAGUGAAGACAAAUCAGACCCGUGAAUUUGACGGCACUGAAGUUUUGAAGGGAGAUGAGUUCAAGCGAUAUGUCAGUAAACUUCGAAGCAAAAGUACAGUUUUCAAAAAGAAGCAUCAAAUAAUAGCUGAAUUUCAAGCUGAAUUUGGUCUUUUGCAGAGGACAGAAGAACUUCUUAAGCAACGUCAUGAAAAUAUUCAACAUCAACUGCAAACUAUUGAGGAGAAGAGGGGUAUAUCUGGAUAUAGUUACACUCAAGAAGAACUAGAACGAGUAUCUGCUCUGAAGAGUGAAGUUGAUGAAAUGAAAGGACGAACACUGGAUGACAUGUCUGAAAUGGUAAAAAAACUAAAUUCCCUGGUAUCUGAAAAGAAGUCAGCUCUAGCUCCAAUUAUAAAAGAACUACGACAAUUGCGUCAGAAAUGCCAAGAAUUAACCCAAGAGUGUGAUGAAAAGAAAUCCCAGUAUGAUAGCUGUGCUGCAGGCCUUGAAAGCAAUCGGUCCAAAUUAGAGCAGGAAGUCAGAGGGCUCCGUGAGGAGUGUCUUCAAGAAGAAAGUAGAUACCAUUAUACAAAUUGUAUGAUUAAGAACCUAGAAGUACAACUUCGUCGUGCUACUGAUGAAAUGAAGGCAUAUGUCUCCUCUGAUCAACAAGAAAAAAGAAAAGCAAUUAGGGAACAAUAUACCAAAAAUAUUGCUGAACAGGAAAAUCUUGGAAAGAAACUUCGGGAAAAACAAAAAGCUGUACGAGAAAGUCAUGGUCCAAAUAUGAAACAAGCAAAAAUGUGGCAUGAUUUUGAACAAUUGAUGGAAUGUAAGAAACAGUGCUUUCUGAAACAACAAAGCCAAACUUCCAUUGGUCAGAGAAAUCUUUUAGGAACUAAUAUCUCUUGUUUUGAAGAUACAUUUAUCUGAAGUUCAGCAAUUCCUACAGUUUCACUUCAGUUUCUUUUUCUUCUGUACAACUCAAGAACAUUUAAUAUUUUGAAUGGCAUAUUUGUUCUAUUUGUAUUGUUUAAAGGCAAAUAAAACUUGGUGCACAUAUCAUGGCUAUUUAAAAUUUAUGUAGUGUAAAUUUUAAAUCUUUUUUAAGUAUGUAUUCAUCUAUAAUACUGUACUAAAUUUAAGAUUAUUGCUUAUUUUCACUAAAAAUCUAACACAGUAGGUUCUGGGCAUUAUUAUUUUAAAUAUCAGAAACUGUCAAAGUGCCUCCAAAUCUCUGCUUCAUCUGGACAAGGUAUCUGAAGAUGUCUUUAAUUUUUCCUUAAAGAUACUAAAUUCAUAUGCCACCCUUUACUUCAUUUCAGUUUCAAUAUACUUUUCAAAUUUUCUUUAUUUUAGAUUUGAAAACUCAGAUUUCAAAUGGUUAGCAUGUCCUUCUUGGGUUCUUUCUUCUUAGCUUUCCUAUAGAAAACAAAGCAAAAACAUUUUGAUGAAAAAAAUUGUUUCCACCCUUGCAAAAUAUACGAACUUGAUUAAUGGCCUUGGGUGUCUGUUCCCAAAUGUGUCCUACCCUUUUUUUGUCUUUCUUGAUAAUUAGAGAAUCUCAUUAGCAUGGAAAUUACUUGCAUUUCUAGAAGCUAUCACCAGAAUAGAUCCAUCCGAGUAUGGAAGAACUUACCAGGAAAGUAUAGAAAGAAACUUCUUUUAACAUAUUGUAAGAAAAAAAAAGAAAAAAGAAAAAAAAUAGAGAAGUAUUUCAGCGUUAUUAAGUGGUUUGGAUCUGGUCUUCAGCUUACUUUAGCUACUUUUUUGGACAAAUAUCAGUUAUCAGAAUUCUCACUUGGCCCUUAGAUCAACUCUUGGAUCAACCAUGUACUAAAAGAGUGAAGACCGUGUUCAGUCUGUGGAAACAAACCCUUACUAAUUCAAUAAUCAGGUUUUGAACAUUGUAUUUGUUCAGAGUUGGCUACUGGCUUGUUAUUUUUAAGCCAGUAGUAAGUGAUGUUCCUUUUAGAGUAUGAAUUCCUUUGCAAAUAUUUGAAAAAGACUAGAUGCCCUUCCCAGAAACAGCAUUUUAUUCCCCAAAGGAAUGUCAAUUUGUAAGAUUAUUAAGCCUAGUGACUAGUUUUUUUCAGUCUUUGCUGUCUUUGGUCCUCUUAAUUUUUAAAAUUGUGAGCAAGAGAUGUGUCAGGGAAUGCUUAUAAUUCUGCUUUGAUUAUUGCUUGCUUUCAUUCCACACAGAAAGAGUAUGUGGAUUAAACACUAAGGCAGCUCCAAAAUUAUUUUAUUAACUGAAGCAGAACAUCAUUACUACUUCAAGAAAAGCAAAUUGAAAAAUAGGCCUAAAAGUGCAAAGCUAUUUAUAGUUUUUAUGUAACAUUGGACAUUUAGUGACAUAGCUUAAUGGGUUUUGUACAGUGACUUUCCACUCAUUUUAUGAUUUGAUUGGAACAGUAAAAAGCUUUGACUAACUCUGACAGUUUUUGACAGCUGGCACAGAAGAAGAGCUUAUUACGUUUUUCCUUCAGGAUUGAUACUCCAGCUGGCUAAUUGAUGAAAAUGCCUAAUCAUUUUGGAAAAUAAUCUUGUCUCCCACAUGAUGACCCAAAUAAAGGAAAAAAAUGUA